AUGGCUUACAUAUUACUUUAUGUUGAUGGCAUCAUCCUCGCCGGUUCCUCUCAUGACCUAUGCAAACAUAUCAUGACGCUUCUUAGCUCCGAGUUUUCUAUGAAGGAUCUGGGACCACUGAGCUAUCUUCUGGGUAUUGCAAUGACCAUACAUGUAAAUGGACUUUUUCUUAGUAAAAGUACAUAUGCCAGUGACAUUAUUGCUCGAGUCGACAUGGCCUCAUGCAAACCUUAUGUUACUCCAAUUGACACCAAGCAUAAUCUCAGUACCUAUGUUGUCACUCCAUAUGACGAUCAUACAUUAUAUCAGAGUCUUGUCGGUGCUUUGCAGUAUCUCACAUUUACUUGUCCUGGAAUAUCCUGUAUUGUCCAGCAGGAAAAGGUUGCUCGUGGUCAACCCCGCAUUCUUUACGCUCCUUCCUGGCACCAGAUUGCUGGUAUCUUCACCAAAGGCCUCCAUAGAGUUUUCUUUGAUGACUUAUGGAAUAGUUUAAGUGUCUAUCAACCUCCCAUUUUGAUUGCGGGGGUGUAA
Lathyrus oleraceus (garden pea) is the source of this 531-nucleotide messenger RNA. RefSeq lists its product as uncharacterized. The coding region runs from base 1 to 531 and encodes 176 amino acids. Lineage: Eukaryota; Viridiplantae; Streptophyta; Magnoliopsida; Fabales; Fabaceae. The transcript is spliced from 2 exons. The record is from RefSeq and is a predicted model, not a curated record.